Molecule: messenger RNA, 372 nt
Organism: Penicillium odoratum
Lineage: Eukaryota; Fungi; Ascomycota; Eurotiomycetes; Eurotiales; Aspergillaceae
Product: Major facilitator superfamily domain general substrate transporter
Exons: 4
Coding region: 1-372 (123 amino acids)
Source: RefSeq, a predicted model, not a curated record
AUGUUGAUUCUUGCAUUGCUACAUGCGGUCCCGCAUGAGAAGCAUGCAACGGCCACUUCUGCUUUGUAUGCGUUUCGAUCGACGGGUUCAACGCUGGGCUUGUCUGCGGCUAGUGGGAGUUUCAAUCGGCGACUCAACCAGGCAUCUUUGAUGACAAAUUCAGUCUGUGUUGAAGGGGACGAUUGUGAUUUGGAUGCACUUCACCAGGCCUUCCAACUUGCACUGGCUUUUGCCUGUGUUGUUAUGUGGAACGAGGCAAUGUGGGACAAGGUAAAGUGGGAAAAGGUAAUGUGGGACAAGUCAUAUGACGUCAUUGACGACUUUAGCAGUUUCGGCGAGUACCGUGAAGACACUGUACCAUGUUCCACUUGA